GGGCCUGAGAGGCAACUCAGAUGUGUCCUCCAGGGGCCUUGCCCCCUCUAUACAUCUCCUUUGCCCUCUGCCCUCCCUGUGCCCUGCAGGUCAAUGUUUAACAACAACCAGAGCGGAGGUGGAGUAAUGACCAAGGAGCUUGGCCCAUCUGCCCUGAGUAGGGGUCAGAGUUUGCAGCCUGCUCUCAGUUCUCCCUCCCCCGGCCAGGUUGCCCUAAACCCAUCCCGUGCCAUGGCAGCCCACCUGCUUCACAUCUGCAUCCUCUUCCUGAUCUUACUGGACAUGGUCCAAGGCUCCAGGGACCCCUUGGCACCCAACCAGCCCUUCAUCACCGUCUGGAAUGCAAACACUCAGUGGUGCCUGGAGAGACACGGUGUGGAUGUGGAUGUCAGUGUCUUCAAUGUGGUGGUAAACCCAGGGCAGACCUUUCGCGGCCCUGACAUGACAAUUUUCUACAGCUCCCAGCUGGGGACCUACCCCUACUACACGCCUGCUGGGGAUCCUGUGUUUGGUGGUCUGCCCCAGAAUGCCAGCCUGGGUGCCCACCUGGCCCGCACAUUCCAGGACAUCCUGGCUGCCAUGCCUGCACCUGACUUCUCAGGGCUGGUGGUCAUUGACUGGGAGGCAUGGCGCCCACGCUGGGCCUUCAACUGGGACACCAAAGACAUUUACCGGCAGCGUUCACGGGCCCUGGUACAGGCACAGCACCCUGACUGGCCAGCUCCUUGGGUGGAGGCAGCAGCCCAGGACCAGUUCCAGAGGGCUGCACGUGCCUGGAUGGCAGGAACCCUCCAGCUGGGGCGGGCACUGCGCCCUCGCGGCCUCUGGGGCUUCUAUGGCUUCCCUAACUGCUACAACUAUGACUUUCUAAGCCCCAACUACACAGGCCAGUGCACCCCAGACAUUCGUGCCCAGAACGACAAGCUAGGGUGGCUGUGGGACCAGAGCCGUGCCCUCUACCCCAGCAUCUAUGUGCCUGCAGCACUGGAGCACACAGGGAAAGCAUGGAUGUAUGUGCGACACCGUGUGGGUGAGGCAUUCCGUGUGGCUGCGGCUGCCAGGGACCCCAAUCUGCUGGUGCUGCCCUAUGCCCAAAUCUUCUAUGACAUGACAGACCACUUUCUUCCACUGGACGAGCUGGAGCACACCCUGGGAGAGAGUAUGGCCCAGGGUGCAGCAGGAGUGGUGCUCUGGGUGAGCUGGGAAAGUACAAGAACCAAGGAAUCAUGCCAGGCUAUCAAAGAAUAUGUGGACACUGCACUGGGGCCCUUCAUCCUGAACAUGACCAGUGGGGCUCUUCUCUGCAGUCAAGCCCUGUGCUCUGGCCAUGGCCGAUGUGUCCGCCGCUCCAGCCACCCCGAGGCCCUUCUCAUCCUCAACCCUGCCAGUUUCUCCAUCCAGCUCACACCUGGUGGUGGGCCCUUGACUCUGAAAGGUGCCCUCUCACCUGAAGAUCGGGUGCAGAUGGCCGUGGAGUUCAAAUGUCGCUGCUACCCUGGCUGGCAGGGAGCACAGUGUGAGCAGAAAAGCAUGUGGUGAUUGGCCACUCACCAGGUUGUGCACAUUGAGCACCUAGUGUACUCUGGGCUGGGCCACAGCUUUCUCAAAUACAGGCAUGUCAUACAAGUCAUGGUCGCCAUCAGGAAUACACUCAGCCAUCAUGAUGGGCAUAUGCCCUGCACAUACAUGCAAGCCGACAGACAAGAAUAGUCACAUAAGGAGUUAGAACCACUGCAGACACCCUCAACUCAAUGUCCAUGUGUAUCUACUUGGCAGCAUCAUAGACAAUUUCUCCAGAGACACCGAGCCAGCCUUUGAACUGCAGCAAUCACAAAAGCUACAUUCACUGAGCAUUUACUCUUUGCCAAGCCCUGUACUAAGCAGUUUAAGUGGCUUUAAUGAGUUUAACCUACUCAAUCCUCACAAUGAGGCUAUAUGGAAACUGAGGCACUCUCAGAGAGGGUAAGCACUUUGCAGAGGUCGCACAGUAAUAAAAGAGAGAAGCUGAAAUUCAAACCCAGGCUGUCUGGCUCCAGAGAUAGAGAGCCCUUGUUUUUCUACUUUGUUGAUGGUAACCAGCCCUGCAAGAUCCCGGAACCUGUUGAGACACCAGCCCUACAAAUAAAGCAGUCAUGACUUA
Messenger RNA from Carlito syrichta (Philippine tarsier), 2140 nucleotides. It is a transcript of the gene HYAL1, whose product is annotated as hyaluronoglucosaminidase 1. The record is from RefSeq and is a predicted model, not a curated record. The coding region runs from base 94 to 1539 and encodes 481 amino acids. Gene Ontology annotation, biological process: hyaluronan catabolic process; carbohydrate metabolic process. The transcript is spliced from 3 exons. Gene Ontology annotation, molecular function: hyalurononglucosaminidase activity. Lineage: Eukaryota; Metazoa; Chordata; Mammalia; Primates; Tarsiidae.